AAAGUUACUCAAAGCUGAAUAGAUCUAUUUAGCAUUAUGAAAGCUAAAAAUAUAUAUUAUUUAGGGUUACUGCUGUGUAGUUUCCUGGCCAACUUGCAUUCUAUAUCUGCAGAAGUGGGAAAAUUGGUUUGUUUCUACGAUUCCAAGAGUUUUGUGCGCGAAGGUCCAGCUCAAAUGUCACUUUCCGAACUGGAGCCCGCCUUGAAUUUCUGCAACUUUUUGGUUUACGGCUAUGCUGGAAUCGAUAACCAGACCUUCAGAAUAAACAGUUUAGAUCCCACUUUGACCCAUGAUCGCCAGCAUUACAGCCACAUAACAGCUCUUCGUAAGAAGUUCCCACACGUUAGAUUUCUCCUUUCGGUGGGCGGAGAUCAUGAUCUAAACUCCGAGGGCGUGGCAGAUAGUGAAAAGUACCUGAGAUUGCUGGAACUGCCGGAGCACCGGAGAAACUUCAAGGAGAGUGUGGUGGCGGAACUCAACAGGUUUGGCUUCGAUGGACUCGACCUUGCUUGGCAGUUCCCCAAAAACAAGCCCAAAGUGCAGCAGGGUGUCCUCAAGAGGGUGUGGGGCUCCUUCCGCGGCCUCUUUAGCUCCUCUUCGGUGGAUGAGAAGGCACAGGAGCAUCGGGAGCAGUUCGCCCUCCUCCUUGGAGAGCUUCAAUCGGACUUGAGACGCGCUGGCCAACUGCUCACUGUCAGCAUGUUGCCCCAUGUUUCAGCAGAACUCUUUAUUGAUAUUCCCACGGUUCUGAGCCGCGUGGACUUCGUCAACCUGGGCACUUACGACUUCCAGACCCCGGAACGGAAUCCCAAGAUUGCGGAUCUGCCCACGCCGUUGUAUGAAAUGUACGACCGGGAGCCCAGCCACAAUGUGCAGUACCAGGUGCAGUACUGGCUGAACCAGACAUCCGGGAUCAGUGCCCACAAGCUGCACGUCGGAGUGACCAGUUACGGGCGUUCCUGGAACAUGACCCGCAACUCAGGCAUCACCGGCUAUCCACCGAUUCCGGCUGCCAAUGGAGCUGCUCCUGGUGGCAGGCAGACCACCACUCCUGGACUCCUCAGCUGGCCGGAGAUCUGCGAGCUGCUCCAGCAGCAGCCGCAGGAUCGGGAGACGCCCCAUUUGCGCAAGGUGGGCGAUCCCACAAAGCGUUUCGGCAUCUACGCCUAUCGAGCAGCGGAUGACCAGGGAGAGAACGGGAUUUGGGUUGGCUACGAGGAUCCCACAACGGCGGCCAUCAAGGCAGGAUUCGUCCAGGCUCAGGGAUUGGGCGGAGUGUCCUUCCACGACCUCUCUUUGGAUGACUUCCGGGGUCAAUGUGCCGGCGAAAAGUUUCCCAUUCUAAGGAGCAUUAAAUUCAAACUUUAAAUCAGAGUCUCAAGUUCAAGUUUUUUUUUAAAAAAUUUCGCAAAUCAAUAUUUUAAAGAUCCACCGGCAAUAUAACAAUAUAGCACAUAAAGUUAUCUUGUACAUUAUUUUUAAAAUAAUUCUGAAACGCACAACUUCAAUAGUUUUCCAUUCAAAUAAAUAUUGUUUAAAAUUGUAA
Drosophila ficusphila is the source of this 1546-nucleotide messenger RNA. It is a transcript of the gene Idgf5, whose product is annotated as chitinase-like protein Idgf5. Gene Ontology annotation, biological process: carbohydrate metabolic process; chitin catabolic process. Lineage: Eukaryota; Metazoa; Arthropoda; Insecta; Diptera; Drosophilidae. The transcript is spliced from 3 exons. Gene Ontology annotation, molecular function: chitin binding. The record is from RefSeq and is a predicted model, not a curated record. Gene Ontology annotation, cellular component: extracellular region. Bases 37 to 1368 code for a protein of 443 amino acids.